This is a messenger RNA of Entelurus aequoreus (snake pipefish), 3064 nucleotides long. It is a transcript of the gene prph2b, whose product is annotated as peripherin 2b (retinal degeneration, slow). Lineage: Eukaryota; Metazoa; Chordata; Actinopteri; Syngnathiformes; Syngnathidae. Gene Ontology annotation, cellular component: membrane. Bases 256 to 1278 code for a protein of 340 amino acids. Gene Ontology annotation, biological process: visual perception. The transcript is spliced from 3 exons. The record is from RefSeq and is a predicted model, not a curated record.
UUGGAGUUCCGUCCAGCGCUCUGACCGGCAGCCCGCAGACUUCGGAGACCACCCGGGAGCGGCGACUGCGAUGGGAGGCCAGCGAGGCCCCGGCCAGCAUGGACUGUCCUGAGGUGCGGCGUGGCGCCAUGGAUCUUAAAGCCGGACCGCUUUUGGCCGCUCGCACCCGGAUCUCACUGUGAAGCCGCUGCGUUCUCCGAGGAAGCCCCCCCCCCCCCCCACGUCUUCUAACCUUUGGAUCGUCGUGUUGCCGAGAUGCCGUUCAUGCCGGUGAAGUUCACCCUGCAGAAGCGGGUGAAGCUGGCGCAGGGUCUGUGGAUGCUCUACUGGUUCUCCGUCAUCGUGAGCGUCCUCAUCUUCAGCCUGGGCCUCUUCUUCAAGGUGGAGCUGCGCAAGAGAAGCGAGCUGAUGGACAACGAGGAGAGCCACCUGGUGCCCAACCUGCUCAUCCUGGUCGGGCUGAUGGCCUGCGGCCUCAACGCCUUCGGGGGCAAAGUGUGCCACGACUCUCUGGACCCCGUCAAGUUCUCCAAGUGGAAACCCAUGCUGAGAACCUUCCUGCUGCUCUGCUGCGGCUUCAACGUGCUGCUGCUGCUGGCGGCGCUGCUCUGCUUCCUCAUGCAGUUCGCCGUCUACCUGACGCUGUCCGAGGGCCUGAAGAACAGCAUCCGCUUCUACAAGGACACCGACACGCCGGGCCGCUGCUUCAUGAAGCGGACUCUGGACUUGACCCAGAUGGAGUUCCGCUGCUGCGGCAACAACAACUUCAGGGACUGGUUCGAAGUCCAGUGGAUCAGCAACCGCUACCUGGACAUGAGCAACGAGGAGGUCAAAGACCGCGUCCUCAGUAACGUGGAGGGGAAGUUCCUCAUGGACAGUGUCCCAUUCAGCUGCUGCAACCCCGGCUCCCCUCGGCCGUGCAUCCAGCAUCACGUGACCAAUAACUCCGCCCACUACGACUACGACCACCGCACCGAGGACCUCAACAUCUGGACCAGGGGCUGCCGCGAGUCCCUCUUCUCCUACUACAGCGGCCUGAUGACCUCCAUCGGCGCCGUCGUCAUCGCCACCAUCAUCCUGGAGUCGGUGGACAUGGCGGGCCUGAAGUACCUGAGCACGGCCCUGGAGACCAUGGCGGACCCGGAGAACCCCGAGUGUGAGAGCGAGGGCUGGCUGCUGGAGAAAAGCGUCAAGGAAACGCUGAUGGAUUGUCUGGCGAAGGUCAAGACUUUGGGCAAGUCCAACAACGUGGAGGAGGGCGAGGAGGCGGCCGGCUGAGAGCCCCGCCCACUAUAGACACACACACAAACACGCGCACACACACUGUAAAUAAACACAACAUUAAGAGUCUUUUCUCACAAUAAACUGACAUGAAACAACUUUUUUUUAAUUUGUAGGCCACAGGAGCGCACACACACACACACACACACACACACAUUCACGCACACGCAAGGACACACAAAGUUGUUUUCAAGUUAGUGAUGGGUCUUUUUGUCACUUUAAGCUUUUAUAUGGAAGUAUUAUUGUAGUAAAACUAUUUGAAAAAGUGUACCUCAAUCUGUGUGUCUGUAAUCCGAUUUACGUGUUUGUGUACUCAUUUGUGUGUCUAUGUCAAAAUGUGUGUGUGCAUUCAGAUCCAUGUGUGCAUGUUUUAAUUAGUGUGUCUGUAUCUCAAUAUGUGUGUAAUCAGAUCCGCAUGUGAGUGUUUUAAUGUGUGUGUCUGUAUCUCAAUCUGUGUAAUCAGAUCUGUGCACGUUAAUACAUGUGUGUGUAAUCAGAUCUGCUUGUGCAUGUUUUAAUUUGUGUGUCUGUAUCUCAAUCCGAGUGUGUGUAAUCAGAUCCGUGUGUGCGUGUUUUAAUUUUUGUGUAUCCGUAUUUCGAUUUGUGUGUAAAAAAAAUAAAAUGUCUGUUCGUAUUUCUCGAGUGUCAAGUGUCGCAAAAGCCACGUGUAAAAAGACAACAAAUCAGGGUUCCUGCUUCACACCAAUCUGAACACAGACACACACAGAUCAAAAUACAGACGGACUGGUUUUUGUGUUUAAACACAUAAAUCGGAAUAUGGAGACACAAAUUAAAACACACACAUGAUCUGAUUACACACACAGAUUGAGAUACAGACACAAAUUAGUAUAGAGACAUUUGAAUCGGAUUACACACGCACAGAUUUUUUUUUUACACAAAGAUCAAAAUAGGGACAGUUUUUGGUUACGUACAUAAAUCGAAAUACGGACACACAAAUUAAAACACGCACACGUGGACCUGUUAAAACACAGAUUGAGAUACACACAAUUUAGUACACGGGCACGUGAAUCGGAUUACAGACGCACAGAUUUUUUUCCCACACACACAAAUCAAAAUAUGUACAGAUAUAUAUAUUUUUUUUUUACACACAAAAAUUGAAAUACGGACACACAAUUUAAAACACGCACAUGCGGAUCUGAUUUCACACACAUUGAGAUGUAGACACAAAUUAGUACACAGGCACGUGAAUCGGAUUAGAUAUUUUUUUACACACACAGAUCGAUAAGCAGACAGGUUUUUUUUUACGCACAUAAAUCAAAAUACGGACACACAAAUUAAAACACGCACACAGAUUGAGAUUCAGACACACAAAUUAGUACAGGGACACGUGAAUCGGAUUACAGACGCACACAUUUUUUUUUUCACACACACGCACACAAAAAUCAAAACGCUUUUUUUUUUUUAUACACACAAAUUGAAAUACGGACACAAGUUAAAACACACUAACAGGCCUGAUAAAGCACACACACAAAUUGAGAUUCAGACACACAAAUUAGUACACGGACACGUGAAUCGGAUUACAGACGCACACAUUUAUUUUUCCACACACACAAAUCAAAACACGGACAGAGAUUUUUUUAUUACACACAAAUCGAAAUACGCACACAAGUUAAAACACGCACAUGCUGGCCUGAUAAAGCACACACACAAAUUGAGAUUCAGACACACAAAUUAGUACACGGACACGUGAAUCGUAUUACAGACGCACACUUUUUUUUUUCCCACACACACAAAUCAAAACACGGACAGAGAUUUAUUUAUU